CGGCCGCCCCCGGCCCACAGUGCAUCGCGGCGCCAAGAUGGCGGCGCCCAGUGAGGGCCGGCCUGGCCGCGGCGCCUCGACGUUCCCAGGCACCGAAGGCGGCUCUUUCGCUUUUGCUUUCACCGUCCCGCCCGGGGCUGCCGGCUCCGGAGCGGAGGAGCAACCCAAGAAGCCUUGCAGGGCCUGUACGGAUUUCAAGAGCUGGCUUCGCGAGCAGAGGAAGCAAACGGCGGCGGGCGGCGUGGCCGCGGUGGAGGAGAAGGAGCCGCCCCCCGAUUGCCCUCUGGACAGUGAGCAGCUGGGCCGCAGCACCUGGGCCUUCUUGCACACCAUGGCGGCCUACUACCCCGAGCGGCCCUCGGGCACCCAGCAGCAGGAGAUGAGGGAUUUCAUCCACCUCUUCUCCAAGUUCUAUCCGUGUGAGCACUGCGCUGAGGAUCUAAGGGAAAGGUGAGUUGCCUCAUUGGUUUCUUCCGU
Molecule: messenger RNA, 477 nt
Organism: Meleagris gallopavo (turkey)
Lineage: Eukaryota; Metazoa; Chordata; Aves; Galliformes; Phasianidae
Source: RefSeq, a predicted model, not a curated record